Molecule: messenger RNA, 597 nt
Organism: Dovyalis caffra
Lineage: Eukaryota; Viridiplantae; Streptophyta; Magnoliopsida; Malpighiales; Salicaceae
Source: the annotation of a GenBank genome assembly
AUGCUAUCUAUAAACCCUACCUCUCUCUUCUUCCCUACAAAAAGCACCUCCGAUAUAACCCCCUCUUUCCGCUGCUUUGCGGCCGGAGACGUCUCAUUCCCGCGAUGGCUCCAAUUCACAUCGGCUGCUGAUGCUUCCAUUGGCGGAGGCAGCAUCCGGAUAGGGCAAGAACUCGAUGGAGCCGCUACAGCAGACGGCGAAAGGAAGGGGUUUGGGGGAAAUAGUGGUGGCAGCAGCAUAAGAGUGAAUGCGAAAGAAAAUAAAUGGUCAAGAAAUAGAGAGAGCUAUUUGGCAGAUAAUGAAGAUGCUUUACCUCUCCCUAUGACUUAUCCUGAUUCUAAACCAGUGCCUCCGGAAGAGAUUGAUAAACGGUUAAGAUGCGAUCCUGUAGUCGAGGAUUGCAAAGAAGUGGUUUAUGAAUGGACUGGAAAGUGUCGAAGUUGCCAAGGUUCAGGAUUUGUCAGCUAUUAUAAUAAAAGGGGGAAAGAGGUUACCUGCAAAUGUGUACCUUGCCUUGGAAUUGGAUAUGUACAGAAGAUAACAGCUCGGAACGACAUUGAUGUAAUGGAGGAAUUAGAUAAUGGAAAGCCAUCCUGA